Molecule: messenger RNA, 612 nt
Organism: Drosophila navojoa
Lineage: Eukaryota; Metazoa; Arthropoda; Insecta; Diptera; Drosophilidae
Source: RefSeq, a predicted model, not a curated record
AUGUGCGUUCAAUAUGCGGACGCAAACACAAACGCAAUUAAGCACGGCGUCAAUGAGAGCUUCCAACAGCAGCAGCAGCAGCAGCAGCCGUCAUCUAGGGGAUGGGGGCGACUUCGUCAACCACUCAAUCAUACAGUUGGCAGAACGAGGCAUAGUUCACGCAAAUCACUGCAGGCUGCCGAGCCACUGCCACCUAUUGCUGCCACCUGCUACCUGCUGGCUGCUGGCUGCUGGCUGCUGGCUGCCACUUGCCACUUGCCACUCAAUCGGCAAAUUUUCGGUUCGUUACGGGCCAAGCAUUUAAUGGCUUUUGUUGCGGUUUUUACAGGCUCUACUCGAGGUGCCUUUGUGCACUGGGUCGUGAAAGUGUCCUUUGAGGUCGCCUUUUGUGGCGGCCCGUUUGACUACCUGCCCCGUCACCUAUGAUGAACGCCGACUGCAGUCCGAGCUCAUGACAAUGAGGACAAUGAUGUCUCAAUCGGGUUCCAUUAUUCGGGGCCAACGUGGCGACUCAUGUGUCGGCGCGCUUUGACCCGACACAUUGAGUUGUCUCCGGCGGCAGGUUAAAGGAUUACGCAGCCAUGGACAGACAUUGGCCCGAACAGCUACCAA